AUGCUGUGGACGAAUCCUCCUGAUCCGCCGGGCGGCGUCCCCUACUGGAAAUGCAGCAAUUGUGAUUGGGGAGAUUGCCAGGAUUGUAUGAUCAUAGAUUCUGCACUUCUUUGUGCUCUGAUGGAUAUAGAGUAUGAAGAGUAUCGCUCGUCCUCCCACGCGCUUCCGGAGGCCAUUGAUGAUACCCAGGCGCAUGUCUCCGAAACCGACAACAUCAUUUCUGCCAGUAUUAAAGCUGCCAAAAUAGUUGUCGCACACUUCGAUGGUACUAUGCAGUCGCCUGACGGGGUUUGGCAAGACAGUGGUACAAUGUCACCAAGAGCGGCAACUUGUGGGACAGUUCGACGAAGGUUCGAGCCCGGGUGGACUAGCAGGCAGUUGUUGUUUCCUGGAAUUACAGUGGAUGAUCCCUGCCUUCUUGACAAGGCUGACCCACCAUUCUACGAUUUCGGAAGCUCUUCCAGGCCCAUCUUCGACGAAGCCGAGGCUAUCAAGUCUGGGGGGACAUCGCAAGUAUCUCGAGUCAGAGUCUGCCUACAACGUACGCGUGGCUAUGGAGGUGAAGGGAGAGGAGAGGCUACCUUCGCUGUAAAGAAGAUAGACAGUGGAACAUAUCAGGACUACGCACGCGAGCGAGACGCUUAUCGAAGGCUGACUUUUGUGCACGAUCCUCAUCCUCACAUUGUCCGUCUUCUCGCCUCUUACCGGAUGGAAAGCAGGUACCACCUCGUCUUCCCAUCGGCUGAUUGCGAUCUCGCUAUGUAUUGGCGAAAUCAUCCCAGACCAUCGGACGACAAACGUACCGUUGAGUGGCUUGGAGGUCAGAUGAGAGGGCUCGCAGAUGCCUUGUCUACUGUUCAUGGGCAAAAUGGAGUUCAUGGCGAUAUCAAACCAGAGAAUAUUCUUUGCUUUGGUUCCGACAACAGACAGACGGUAUUAGCUCUAACGGACUUUGGGUCUUCAUACUUCCUCGCACCCGAAGAGAAACAGUUCCCCAAGGGCCUCAAACAUACACCAGUCUACCGCGCUCCCGAAAUCGACACCCACAAGAGUAUUACACAGGCCUAUGACAUCUGGAGCCUCGGCUGUGUAUUUGCGGAAGCCAUCGUCUGGUUUUAUGACGGAAAAGCCGGAAUUGCGAAGCUGAUCCGAGCUCGGCUCGAUGAAGAAGACGGCAGCCCUAAUCGAGAUGCCUUCUUCUGGCUGAAGCAAGAUGAUCGAUUGGGCCUCACGGCGAAACUCAAGCCUGAGGUGCAAAGACUGCUCGUAUCCCUUCGUGAGAACUCUCGGUCGUCCUUCUUCAUUGAUGACAUGCUCUAUAUCGUUCUGGAAGGGAUGCUCCAAGUUGACAUGAGCAAGAGAAUGUCGGCUCGGGAGAUCCUUGACGCCUUGACGCAAAUGUGCAGCAAGUUGGAAAAUGAUCCAACUUAUUCUGAAUUUCGAAAUAGUGAUACGAAAAUGGUCCACACGAAUCAGAAUGCCAGGCAGCGGCUCGAUAGAACGGUCGACGCGACUUAUUAUACCAACACCACGACUCAAAGCCUUAGUGACGCUGCGACCCAAAUUGGCUUGAAGCUUCGUUUUGCCUGCCCUUUUCACAAGGCAGGCAUCUUGGUCUCGGUCCACCACCGAGCUUGCGAAGGUCCGGGAUGGAUUGAUGUAAACAAAGUCAAGGAACAUCUCUUCCGCUGCCAUCUUCCAAAGAAAUACCGAGGCAAGCAUAUCUGCCGCCGCUGCGACACCAGUUUCGAAACAGACGAGCUCCUUCUAGCUCAUCAGCAUCAAGAGACGCCAUGCCCCAAAAGGAAGCCGGAGGCAAUUCAUGGUAUGUUGAGUAGAGAACAGGCUGCUCGACUCCGUUCCCUCAAGAGGAAGUCAUCGAAAGAAAGUGAGGAGGACCGAUGGUUCGAUAUCCACCGGAUCGUAUUUCCGAACUUCAAUCGCAUGCUGGAGAACAUCUCGCCAUAUCACGAGUCAAACACCACCUCCCUGAGUACGGUCAACUCGACAAGCUCGAACGGAAUAUCUCAGUACAAAGACUAUCUCCGCAAUCGCGAUGCUGAAGAGUAUGCUGCCAAAUUAGCGGAGAAUGGGAUCACCAUCACAGUCAACGCAGCUUCCAAACUUCUCGAGCUGCAGGUCAAGGAACUUGGGACCUUUGACGAGACUGUGCGAGGUCCUGUUAGCGCCUACGGCAUUCCAACUGUUGCAGGUCACGAGAAGACCGGAGAAAGUGCUCCCUCCAACCUCAAUGGUUCGUCUGAUUUUAUGGACCGUUUCCAGCUUCUGGCGGGCUUUGAGGGCGACAAGGACCUUUGA
Fusarium subglutinans is the source of this 2319-nucleotide messenger RNA. RefSeq names its product serine threonine kinase. The transcript is spliced from 5 exons. Gene Ontology annotation, biological process: peptidyl-serine phosphorylation; peptidyl-threonine phosphorylation. Lineage: Eukaryota; Fungi; Ascomycota; Sordariomycetes; Hypocreales; Nectriaceae. The coding region runs from base 1 to 2319 and encodes 772 amino acids. Gene Ontology annotation, molecular function: ATP binding; protein serine/threonine kinase activity. The record is from RefSeq and is a predicted model, not a curated record.